Ananas comosus (pineapple) is the source of this 1890-nucleotide messenger RNA. Its product is annotated as long chain base biosynthesis protein 1b-like. NCBI's taxonomy places the organism in Eukaryota, Viridiplantae, Streptophyta, Magnoliopsida, Poales, Bromeliaceae. Gene Ontology annotation, molecular function: serine C-palmitoyltransferase activity; pyridoxal phosphate binding. Bases 214 to 1665 code for a protein of 483 amino acids. The transcript has 13 exons. Gene Ontology annotation, cellular component: endoplasmic reticulum. The record is from RefSeq and is a predicted model, not a curated record. Gene Ontology annotation, biological process: ceramide biosynthetic process; sphingosine biosynthetic process.
UUAUUUUUUAUUCCAUCCUCGCUUCGUCCAUACUUAUUUAUUGCAUCGUAAAAAGAUGAAUCGAAAAUGUGUAAAUUUCUCUAUUUCCCCUCUAGUGUUCGAAGCAUCGCUAGGGUUUCGUAGCUCUGCAUUGCCCUGUUAAGCUCAGCUCAGAUAGUUGUUUGAUCAAGUAAAGCAAGUGAUUUGAUUUGGGGGGGGGAUAAGGAAGGGGAAAUGGUUUCGCCUGUAGCGGGUAUGACGACGAAGGCGCUUGAUUGGUUUUCGAUUGCGUUCGAUGCUCCCCUUGCCCGAGCAGUUGUUUUCGGGGUUCAUAUUGAUGGUCAUCUGGUUGUUGAAGUUCUUCUCAUUGCUGUCAUAUUGUUCCAGCUCUCGAGGAAGAGCUACAAGCCCCCAAAGAAGCCACUGUCCGAGAAGGAGAUAGAUGAUCUUUGUGAGGAAUGGGUUCCGGAGUCUCUUACUCCUUCUAUUACUGAUGAUAUGAAAGCUCAACCUCCUGCAUUGGAAAGUGCUGCAGGACCGCAUACCAUAAUUAACGGGAAAGAAGUCUUAAAUUUCGCAUCAGCAAACUUUCUUGGACUAAUAGGCCAUGAGAAGAUAAUUGAUUCCUGUGUUGGUUCCGUGGAGAAAUAUGGUGUUGGUUCUUGCGGUCCGAGGGGAUUUUAUGGAACAAUUGAUGCUCAUCUUGAUUGUGAAAAUAGAAUUGCAAAGUUCUUGGGCACCCCAGAUUCAAUCCUGUACUCUUAUGGAAUAUCCACAAUAUUCAGUGUAAUUCCAGCCUUCUGCAAGAAGGGAGAUAUCAUUGUCGCUGAUGAAGGUGUCCACUGGGCGGUUCAAAAUGGGCUUUAUCUCUCCAGAAGUACGGUUGUCUACUACAAACACAAUGAUAUGACAUCACUUGAAAAGACUUUGGAGAAAAUGACCCGCGGAAAUAAACAAGCAGAAAAGCUACGACGCUACAUAGUUGUUGAAGCUCUAUACCAGAAUUCUGGACAAAUAGCUCCAUUGGAUGAGAUUGUGAGGCUGAAGGAGAAAUACCGAUUUCGACUUAUAAUGGAUGAGAGCAAUUCGUUUGGUGUACUUGGAAAUUCCGGACGAGGCCUUGCCGAACAUUUUGGGGUUCCAAUUGAAAAGAUAGAUAUUAUAACUGCUGGAAUGGGCAAUGCUUUGGCUACAGAUGGAGGAUUUUGUACUGGAAGUGUCAGAGUGAUUGAUCACCAACGUUUGAGUAGCUCUGGUUAUGUCUUUUCUGCGUCUUUGCCGCCCUAUCUUGCAAGUGCUGCAAUUGCUGCAGUUGAUUACUUGGAGGCGAAUCCCACAGUCCUCUCAUCUUUGAGGAGAAAUAUUGCUUCUCUGGUGGAAGGUUUAUCAGAUAUUCCGGGAUUAACAGUCGCAAGCAAUCCUUUGUCACCUAUCGUCUUACUAAAACUAAAGAACUCCACUGGUUCUCAAAAGCGCGAUUUGCAGCUUCUCAAUAAAAUAGUCGAGAGGGUCUUGGAGGAGGAUUCAGUAUAUAUUGUCACCACAAAACGGUCCAACCUCGACAAAUGCCCGCUCCCAGUGGGCAUCCGAAUGUUUGUCUCCGCCGGCCAUUCCGAGUCCGAUUUGCAAAACGCUUCUGAUGCGUUAAAACGUGUAGCAGCAUCGGUAUUGUCUGAGCUCAAUUGAAUGGUUUUAGUCGGUUUGCGCAGCAUAAGUAGCUCGAAUGAAAGCUAAGAGUAGAUUCAUUUCUCAAAAAUGAAUAAUGUUUGCUUUGUUGCUUUAAGCAUGUGUAUAAAUCCGAUGGCCGGAUAGAUUCCACAACCAAAGAAAACAAUGAUGAAAGCAGUAGAUAUCUAUAAAAACAGUAGAUUUGGAGAUCAAAUGCAAUGCCUUUCUUUUCUUUUCUUUUCU